AGUCCAUCUCUCCGUCCCGUGUCCUGUCCCCGUCCGGUUGCCGUCUCGGCCUCCCAGCUCCCAGGCGGUCAGGCGCCCUCCCAGCUCCAGCCAGGCUCCACGACCAGACCGCCGUCUCCGCCCCUGCUCCAGCCAGGCCGCCGUCUCCUGCGCGCGACCGGACUACCGGAGCCGCCCCUGUGCGUGACCUCCGACCGGAGCCGCCCCUGCGCGCGACCGGAGCAUCCCCUGCGCGGCUGUGCGCGACCGGAGUCCGGAGCUUCCCCUGCGCGCGACCAGAGCCGCCCCUGCGCGCGACCGGAGCCUCCCCUGCGCGCGACCGCCGACCGGAGCUGCCCCUGCGCGCGACUGGAGCCUCCCUGUGCGAGCACGACCGCUCGAUUUUGUUUUUUGGGCCCAAAUGUGUAUUUCGGGCCAAUUUUGUAUUUCGGGCCUUUACUAUUUUCGGGCCGCCCGUUUAAAGCCCGGCACGUUUAGCUGAAUAUGGGCCGGGCCGUGGGCCGAGGGGUCGGCCCGUGGGCCGGCACGGCACGGUCCGAAUUUAAUAUUGGGCCGGGCCGGCCCGAAAUUAAACGGGCCAGGCCUUUUCGGGCUUGGGCCAGGCCGGGCCGGGUGGCCCGAAUGUACACCUAUACUCCGGAGACGAGACGUGUUUGUUGGGCCAAAGGACUGAGCCAUGGGGUUGUCCGUUGACGUUGACUCUUCGUCAUUUUGUAGACCAAACGCAUGGGAGACUACGCGUGAUUGCAUUUUCAGAAACGGCUGCUUGGAUUCCAGACCCCCAUAGGCUGCCAAUGCUCAUCCCGGCAAGCAGAGGUAGCAAAGAGGAGGAUCAGAUCUUGAUAGCUGACGAGUGGCGACCAUGCAUCUGGUGGCUGGGGCUAUCGGCAACCUGGCCCCCAAGCUCCUCCGGCUUCUGCGAGACGAGUACAGCCUGCAGAAGGGUGUGAGGAAGCAAGUCCAGUUCCUUUCAGAGGAGCUGGAGAGCAUCCACGCCGCCCUCCGCAAGGUGGCUGCUGUGCCGCCGGACCAGUUGGACGAGCAGGUCAAGAUCUGGGCGCGCCAGGUCAGGGAUGCGUCCUACGACAUGGAGGACGCCCUCGACACCUUCCUGGUUCGCGUGGAGGGCCGCCCCGAGCCCAAUUGCGGCCAUGGCAGGCUCAAGGGCGCCGCGAAGAGGAUGGGCAGGCUGUUCAAAAAGGCUAAUGCCCACCGCCACGUCGCAAGCGUCAUUGCCGGCAUCAAGAUGCAGCUGCAAGAGGUGGCCGAGCGGCGCGCACGGUACAGAGUGGACGAGGUCGUGGCGACCAGGCCUGCUGCAGCUUCGGCGAUCGAUCCUCGUCUUGAGGCCAUGUACAAACAGGCGACACAGCUUGUUGGCGUCGACGGGGCCAUGGGUGACCUGGUGCUAUUGCUGUCCCUGGAGGCAGAGGAGGCCUCCAACUGCAAGUUGAAGGCAGUUUCGAUUCUUGGAGUUGGAGGAUUGGGCAAGACUACUCUUGCCAAAGCGGUGUACGAUAACCUGAAAUCACAGUUUGAUUGCGGGGCUUUUGUUUCGGUUGGUCGAAAUCCUGACCUGAAGAAGGUCUUUAGGGACAUCCUUAUAGAUCUUGACAAGCACAAAUACACGGCCGAGGUAAACCUGUCGAUAUUCGGCGAAACACAACUCAUCGACGAAAUCCGAGAGCUCCUGGAGAGCAAGAGAUAUUUCAUUGUUAUCGAUGACGUAUGGGAAAAACAACCCUGGGAAAUAAUACAACUGGCUUUGGUUGAGAAUAAUAGAGGAAGUAGAAUAAUGUCAACUACUCGUAACUCUGAGGUCACCAGUGGUGAGGUUUACAGGCCACGACCACUUUCAGACAAGAACUCCAAAAGGUUAUUUUACACAAGAAUAUUUGGUAGAGACGGCAAAUUCCCUGGCAAUCAAGUUGAUGAGGUGUCUGAUAGAAUUGUACAGAAAUGUGGUGGUAUACCAUUAUCUAUCAUCACAAUGGCUAGUUUAUUGGUGGACAAGCCAAGGGCAGAAUGGUCUGAGUUAUGCAGCUCCACUGGCUUUCGCGAUAAAGAUAUUGAACAGGUAGAUAGAACUAUGUGGAUACUGUCUCUUAGCUACUAUGAUCUGCCCUGCCAUCUAAGGACCUGCUUACUGUAUCUAAGCACUUUUCCAGAAGAUUAUAUUAUUGAUAAGUAUUCUUUGAUAUGGAAGUGGAUAGCUGAAGAUUUCGUUCAUAAGAAGCCAGGAACUUGGUUAUUUGAGGUUGGGGAGGGGUACUUCAAUGACCUUGUCAACAGAAGCAUGAUCCAAGCAGUGGUGUCAAAACGUGACGGCAUCAUAGAUGGUUGUCGUAUCCAUGACAUGGUGCUUGAUCUCUCCUCCGUUCUUUGUCACGAGAGGAAAACUUUGUCACUGUACUAGACAGCGAGAGUGAUGAAGGCACAUCAUCGAUGAGCAGGGCUCGAAGAUUGGCCCACCAAAGGAGCUCGAUGGACGCUCAUUGGGACAAUCGUCACAAGGGUAUGCAGAAGAUCAGAUCAUUCAUUGCCUAUAGGUGCCACGAUGGUAAGGAGCUCCCGUUUCUGAGCUUUAAACUCUUGCGCGUGCUAGAUUUAGAGGCUGUAUACAUGGAAAGCUGGCACAAUGCUAAGCAUCUUGGGAACUUACUUCAUUUAAGGUACCUCAGGUUAAAAGGCACAAAUAUGCCCGAGCUCCCAAAGGAAAUAGGAGCUCUGAGGUUUCUGCAGACACUAGACUUGGUGGAGAAUUUCUUCAAGGAAGAACUGCCAUCGACCAUAGGCAUGCUAACACAGCUGGUAUGCCUACGUGUUUGUGGGUGGACUCAAUGGGGGACGAGCGUGCCGAGUGGAGUGAUCGAGAAGCUAACGUCCCUAGAGGAGCUGCAGCUGCUGGUACAAUGCGACGUGGACGAGCUUGACGACAGCCUGUUUGAUAUGAAUGAACUGGGCAGCUUGAGUGAACUCAGGGCGCUCACGAUCAGGGCCAUUGAGAUAAACCAGAGCAUGUUGUCAGAUCUUCUACAGUCCGUAGCGAAGCUCCACAAGGUCCAGAGCCUAAAACUCGAGAACCAGAGCCAUCUUUGGAACGGCCUGUACGACGCAACGUUCGACGCAGCGGCGCUACCGCGACAUCUCGAGCACCUGCUCGUGUCCGAGAACUGUUUCCGUUUCUCUGAGCUCCCCUCGUGCAUCGACCCCUCGCGCCUUAUCAGACUGUCCCACUUGGAACUGUACGUGAUCGACAUGGACGAGCAGGGCAUGCGGACCCUUGGCCGGUUGCCAGAGCUCCGUCACCUUGUGCUGGCAACGGAGUCCACGGUAACAGUGACUAACAUUGCCACCGAUGGCUGCUUCCAGAAGUUGAGGUCAUGCAGGUUCAUGCACUCGAUGGUCCUGCUCGCGCUCAAUGCCGACGACUGCAGCGUUUCCUUCACCCUAUGGAACGGAAGGGAUGACGUACCGUUUGGCUCUAGAGGGGAGGAGGACGAGCGCAGAAGAGCGCCGCCGCCGCCCGUCAUGCCGACCCUCGAAGAGAUCUCGUUCCAGGUCCACGCGGAGUGGUGCCUGACGAAACGCGAAGACGGCAGCUACGGCAGCCUCGGCUUGGAGCACAUCGCUUCGCUUCAGAGAGUCGUUGUGACCAUCGUCUGUGAGGGGUAUGUCUUUGAGCUGGACCUGACGGAGACGGAGGCGGAGCUGAUUCACGCAAUCAAUGUUCAUCCCAACAACCCUACUCUCACUUGGACGGUUCUUAACGAAGGCAUCAUUAGAAGCUAUACGUUGGGCGAUACUGAUGAUGAUUUAGCCAUAGAAGAGCAAGAAAGCAAGGCCCCUUUCUCCAGUCCAUGAUGAUAUAUAUGUCACCACGUCAAGAAGCUUUUGUGCAAGAUACCCAGACAGACACCCAGAGCUAGCUAGCGACUGAAUGCGCACAGUGCUGUCUUUUCACACUCUUCUGCAUUUUUUUUAUUAUUUUUUGGUGUUACAGAAGUGUAUUUUUCUGCUCCCAAUUCUUCCGUUGGCUCGGCACUCUGUUCACAUGCCUGACUAUAAGCCCUUGGGCGCGCUUGACCUAGUUUGCAAGUGUUUUUGAUAAUAGUAGAUGUGUUUAUUGUAAUAAAUUGUAUUAUUAACUUGCACUCAAAAUAAUAGAAACGUCAUUUGUCUUUGAAUUAUUUAAA
Zea mays is the source of this 4196-nucleotide messenger RNA. RefSeq names its product disease resistance protein Pik-2. The record is from RefSeq and is a predicted model, not a curated record. NCBI's taxonomy places the organism in Eukaryota, Viridiplantae, Streptophyta, Magnoliopsida, Poales, Poaceae. Bases 863 to 2416 code for a protein of 517 amino acids. Gene Ontology annotation, molecular function: ADP binding. The transcript has 4 exons.